CAUGCUCUUCUGCAGGGUAACCUUGACAGAUAAGGUUUGAAACUCAUUAUCUCAGUCAUCUGUUUUCUCAACACAAUAUCACAGUGAAGACCGGGCGCUAAUGAGUGGCGAAAAUGAACAACUCCACCUGGGACUCGUACCAUGCUCCGAUGUCAUCUUUCUUUAUCCUGCCCAUGCUGGUGGUCAUUUUUGUGACUGUGGCUGGAAAUCUCCUGGUGAUUUUGGCUGUGGUGCGGACCCCCCAGCUCCAGAACACCACGAGCAUCUUCAUCACAUCCCUGGCCUGCGCUGAUCUCAUUGUAGGUUGUGUGGUCCAGCCCAUGAGCUUUUCCAUGCUGCUGACUGGAAACUGGCCACUAGAUAAGAUGUCUUGCAAACUCUGGACCUCAGUGGAUGUUCAUUGUGUGACUGCCAGCACACAGACACUCUGUGCCAUCGCUGUGGACCGAUAUGUGGCUGUCACCAGACCACUGCGGUACAAGGCUCUUAUGAAUAAGUGGAGAGCCUGGAUCAUUGUCUGCGCUGUAUGGGUAAACUCAGCUCUCAUUUCCUUCGUCCCCAUCAUGGGCGAUCAUUCCAACGCUUUUGGCAAUUCAGAGGAGAUUGAACGCUGCCGUGAAGACAACCGCUGCUGUGACUUCAAUCUCAACCCAACCUAUGCCAUCAUCUCCUCUGUCAUCUCCUUCUACUUGCCACUGGUGGUGAUGCUCUUUGUGUACGGGCACGUGUUUGUGAUCGCAAACCAGCAGGUGAAGAUGAUUUACAAAGACAGACAACGUUUCAACAUCAGCAAUAACCAGCAGCUCACUGAGGAAUCAUCAGCAGCAGAGACAGAGUUGGGUCGGAUCCAAAGUCGAAGGGCAACCAGGCUUAUCGUCCAUCAGCACAAGGCUCUGAAGACUCUGGGCCUGAUCAUGGGCGCCUUCACGCUGUGCUGGUUGCCAUUCUUCGUGGCUAACAUUGUGGUGCCCUUUAAGGAGGAAGAUGGAGACAAAAAGCUUCAAAGAAUCCUCAUCAUGUUUCUAAACUGGCUGGGCUUCAGCAACUCUGGCCUGAACCCCAUCAUCUACUGCCACAGCUGUGACUACCGCACUGCCUUCUACAGUCUUCUGCACCUCCUGAAGAUCAAGCGGGCGAGCCCAGAUAGAGUUUAUAAGCACCUAAGGAUGUGUUGUCCCUGUUUGUCCAGCCUCAGCCCAGGGACACUGGGCAACUCCCAAGUUUCUCUGCAGGGUAACAGAGGAGAAACACAAACCCCAACAACCAAGAGUGAAGCUGCAGUGAUUUGAAAGACUUGAAGAUCCCCACAGUAUGACUACACCCUUAAUCUGCACAGCUGACCGUGGCCUAAAGCGUGACUGAAAAGGCAUGAAAGCCAACCUAAACAAACUGAUGAGCUCCUUUGGAUAACAUGAGCCACAAAUCCACUCCAAACAUAUAAUCACGGUGGAGGGCAGAUCAAUUCCUUAACUGGUGAAGGCCUGGAUGUGUAAUCAUGCUCCACAGGGUGGUGUGUGAAGACCAUGGAGUGCAACUACGCAUCCAAACCUUCACAGAACUUUUACUUUUGUCUAGUCCUCAUACUGAGAUGACCGCCUCUGUUCUGGACCUCUGAAAAAGACAGAGGAACUGAAUCUGGAGGCUGAACUGAAGAAACCUAUGAUGUCAUACUCAGCUGGCCAUCAGACUUGUUUCAGUGGUUUGUGCAGUAAACACUUUGUGAAGGAGUGCAAUAACAGAACAAAUUAAAUUAUAUUAUGCACAAGCACACAGAAGAAAGAAGAAAGCAUUAAGAAGCAGAACAGUAGGGAGAUGUUCCACAAAAAAAGUCUUAGAGCGUUUUAUUGAAGCCUUUUUCACCAGAUAACAGGAAAAAACAUGUCCAUCUGUUUCCAGCAGCAAAUUUAUUACUGAAUUUGACGUUUUAUCUCGAAAAGAGACUAACUUCUUCAAGAUUUUCACAUAUUAAGUCAUGAUUUUGUAAAAAGCCAUUUCAACAUAGCUGACAUAUCACAAGAGAGUAGGUCAAAAUUUUGAGAAACUAACUAAUUAAAAUAUUGGGAUAAUAUGUCAACAUGCCUGCGAUAGACUGACGACCCAUCCUGGGUGUGUCCUGCCUUCUGCCCAAUGACAGCUGGGAUAGGCUCCAGCGCCCCCUGCAACCCAGAAGGAGAAGAUUUGUGUGUGUGUACUUCAGCAUUUUAAGUUUUCAGCAUUUUAAUUACUACACUGAGCAAAAACCUCAAAAAUAUACAUUCAAUACAAGCUGAAAUUUUAAGAAUAUUAUUGAGAUAAAGCAAAUGCAGGAAACAUUUUCUCCAACCUGGUGGAAAGAGUUUGCUGAAGCCUUCAGUCUGCACAUUUUAUGGAGCACUUUGUGAGAUUGCUAUCUAAAAAUAAAAAUAAGGUCAAGAGCAAAUGACUGCAUACAAACAAAGACAAAUUUUAUACAACAAAUAAACAUUCUCUCUGGCUAUCAGUGCAAUUGAUUUGUUUCCUUCUCUUACCUCACUGUGGAGAAUAUGAAACGAUUUAAGUGGACUGCUGGGAAAUAUAGGAUAAUUUCUCUGAAAAAAAACAACUAUAUACAGCACAUCAAAAAAUUCUCACUCCAUUUGUCUGAUGAAGCACAGCUACUGAAAAAGUACCUGCACAGUGUCUUUCAGCUAAGUUGACCAUUAUUCAUUAAGUUACAUCUAUCUAUCUAUUUAUCUACAUACAUACAUAUAUAUUAGGGUUGGGAUCUUUAGGCACCUCAUGAUUCGAUUAGAUUACGAUUCAGAGGGCCGUGAUGCGAUAAUAAAACGAUUAUUGAUGCAUCUUGGUGCAUCUUUUUUUCUA
Pygocentrus nattereri (red-bellied piranha) is the source of this 2841-nucleotide messenger RNA. It is a transcript of the gene adrb3b, whose product is annotated as adrenoceptor beta 3b. Gene Ontology annotation, molecular function: norepinephrine binding; beta3-adrenergic receptor activity; epinephrine binding. NCBI's taxonomy places the organism in Eukaryota, Metazoa, Chordata, Actinopteri, Characiformes, Serrasalmidae. The coding region runs from base 114 to 1289 and encodes 391 amino acids. The transcript is spliced from 5 exons. Gene Ontology annotation, cellular component: membrane. Gene Ontology annotation, biological process: norepinephrine-epinephrine-mediated vasodilation involved in regulation of systemic arterial blood pressure; adenylate cyclase-activating adrenergic receptor signaling pathway. The record is from RefSeq and is a predicted model, not a curated record.